AUGUCUCAACAAAGUGAACAUUUAGAUUUUUCUGGCUUAUUUAAAUUAGAUGUUUUGGUGCAACUUGAUAUUGCUAGCCACAGUUUUUACGAAGUUGGUUUGAAGAAAUUUUUAGCUUUAUCAAGUAACAAGGAGUUGGUGUUUUUAUAUAUUAAUUCUCAAUCUGAAAGGUUUGACAAUGUGUAUGAUUGGGACUUUGUAGAUAAUCCAGUUUUUUGCAUGUGUUUUGAACCAAGUGGCACUUGGGUAUUGAUUGUUAGUGAUCAGAAAAUUUUGCUUGUACCUUUUUUGCCAAGAUUUAUACCACAGAAUACAUUUGACUGUAAAUGGUCACUGUCAAGUGUAACAGUUCUACCACUUCUUGAGAUACCACAGCCAAUAUCGGUUGUAUGGUGGUUAACUAAAGAAUCGGAAAACAUUGUUGUUAUUGGCUCAAAGUCUGGAUCAAUAUUUUUUUAUUCAUUGGAAUCACAAAUCAUUGUUGGAGAAACAAAAGUUCCAGGAGAAAUUGUUGAUUUGCAGAUUUGUUUUGAUGACUCUCUUGACUUGCUUGCUCUUUUGAUAUCAAAAGGUCCAAAUCAACAAUGGAAACUGGUACUGGAACACAGGUCGUUUGGUUAUAACUGGCUACAGCAAAUGCGAGUACAAAAUGAUAGAGAGAAGAAAGAUGGUUUCAUGUCAUACAUUAAACAGCUUUCCAAAGAUAAAAUUACAUUUUUUACCCAAGGAGGAUCUAAAGAUGAGAACAAGACACAAACAGUGGAAUACGUAUUAAAGCCUAUUGAAUAUUUGCCUAACUUUCGAAAAAAUUCUAAUAGCUGGGCUUUGACUGCACAAUAUGUCACUGGCCGACAUUUUUUAACAGCUUUUGAAUUAAACGAAGGAAUUAUUAUUUUAGAAAGUCCUGCUGAUGACACUCCAUCAAGAACUCUCAGACCUCAAAUAAAGAAAGACAGUCAAUAUAUUCAAGGCUUAUGGUCACAAAGAUUGAUAUACCUUCUAAGAAAAAAUCAAUUGGAAAUUCAUAGCGCUCAGUUUUCACAGUUUCAGGGGGAGGGAUUACUUGGUACUAAACGAGAUUUUUCUGAGCUUUGGGCGGCAGAACUGAUAGGUGAUGUUCAAAGAGCGUACUUGAUGUCUGCGAAGGAACCAUCAUCAGGUUCCGGUGGAUGGAAGGAACCGACUUUCAUGUGUGACUUGCAACUGCCUCGCUUUGUAUUGGAGCCAUGCCUUGUCGUGACGUCAUGCGGGGCUUACGUGUUUAACACUGUUAGCGAGCCGUGCGAGUGGGUGGUGGGGCUGAUCAUGCGCGGCGGCGCGGGCGCGGAGCUGUCGGCGGCGGCGCUGGGCGCGCCCGUGCCGCUGCUGCUGCGCGCCGCCGCCGACAUGCUCAUGUCCCGCGGCCGCGUCGCGCCCGCGCACUACCUCUACUCCCUGUCGCAGAGUCAACCGGAUGGUUGGGUUGCGCGUUUAGGUGUAUUUGGACGACUUCAUGAGCUAUCAAUGUACAAGCCAGUUGGGAAUGUGGGUAGUCUCGGCAAUGCUGCUAUCGCAUCCAAAUUGCUUGCAUUACUACUAAAAAUAGGGACCAACAGUGAAGAGAAUUUUGACAUGGAUGUUAAGUUCACAUCACUAACUACGGUGGAACUUCAAGAGUUGACGUCUAUAGCCGCUGCCAUAGGGCUGUGGGAGUUAGUUCCAGUGUUCAGUAUCCAUAGAGGAUAUCCCAACUUACUUCUGAAUGCUAUUAAAUCUAAGAAUGAUAUCUGUCGAGGCGCAAUUUUAUGCAUCUUGAAAGAACAAUGUCUCGUCCCGAUACUCUUGGAGGAAAAUGGCCAAUGGUUUUUCGAUUUUAUCGCUGAGAAAUGCAAUAAAUUUGACACUAUAAUUUUAAAGCGUUUAUGUUUAUGGUUGAACCCUUUGCAAGACCAGUUGCGGCCAGUGAUGCGAGAUUUGAAACAAGGAAUUACGUCAAUUUAUGCAACAAGAAUGCUGCAGUUGAUAGCAACAUUCGUGCACGUCGCAAGCGCCAUCGAAUCCCGACAGCCGUGUCUAGACAUACACACGGACAUUACACAAAAGGCGGAAACAUGGAAGAACCAGUUCACCCCGCGCCGGGCCGUGGCGUGUGGGCUCGCGCACUGGGCGGUGGCGGACGACGGCGGCGCGCGCGUGGCGGCGGCCGACACCGCCGUCGACACCGAGCUCACCGGCAUGGUCAUAGACGUCGCGUGCGGCCGCCACCACACGCUGCUGCUCACUGAGAACGGGAUAUACGCAGCGGGCGAUAACUCGUUCGGGCAGCUGGGGCUGGGGCGCGCGUGGGCGGGCGCGGCGGGCGACGCGGCGCGCGCGGGCGGCGCGCCGCGCCUCGUGCGCCGCGCCUGGCCCGCGCCGCUGGCCGCCGUCGCCGCCGGGCACUACCACUCCGCCGCCGUCGACGUCGGCGGCCGCCUCUACACUUGGGGUUGGGGUGUACACGGACAACUGUGUCUGGGCAAUAUCGACGAUCAGUACAUUCCUCAACUUGUCACAAAGUUUCAAGGAAGGAAAGUGCUGUCGGUGGGGUGCGGCGCGUGCCACACGGUGGUGCUGAUGAAGAACGGCGAGGUGUGGGCGAGCGGCGCCGGCGCCUUCGGGCAGCUGGGCGGCGCCGCGCGCGACAAGAGCGCCGCGCCCGUGCGCGUGCCGCUCGCUGACGUCGCCGCCGUCGCCGUCGGCUACUUCCACAAUUUGGCGCUAACAACAAAAGGCCAGCUAUGGUGCUGGGGCGCGAGCCCGCAGCAGGUGCGCGCGGCGCACGCGCGGCGCGCCGCCGGCCCGCCGCCGCUCGCGCCCGCGCCCGCCGCCGGCCCCGCAGUGGACCCGCAUCUAACGCCACAGCUGGUGGAUCUGAGGAAUGUGAGGGGGAAGAUUGCUAGGAUAUCAGCCGGCUGGCAUCAUUCUUGUAUCAUAAAUAAUGCAGGGACACUGUACUCUUGGGGACUGAAUUUUGAUGGACAGCUUGGAAGUGGCGAUCGUAAACAAGUUCAUGUACCGACAGAAGCGAAAUUUAAAACUGACGCACCACCAGACAAAGGCAACAAGUCACCGGAUAAGGAAAUAGCUGAUAUGAAAACUAAAGCGCUCGUCGCUUGCGGGGGGGACUUCACAAUAUUCAUAGAUGACGAUGGACGGGUGUAUGCUACUGGCAAUAUGCAUUUACAGAGUAAUAAUGAAAAAGAUAAACCGAACAACCGCGUUAUAAUGAUGAAGACAACAAAACGCGUCAUAAAGAUACCAGCGAGUCGAAGUAAUAAUAAAUUUGUAUUUCACCAAAUCGACUCUAUUCAUAUCAUGUUCCCCUUCGACAUUGACGGCAUCGAGAGGAAACCAAUAGAACCGAGGCUGAACCCACUAAACUCACUCGCUGAUUUCAAGAAGAAAUCCUGGGCUGACGAUAUAAUAUUACUGUUAAAACCAUGGAUAAAUGAAGAAGACCUUUCUGGAAAUCUAAAUAUGGCGGCCAAAUUGGCCUAUCACAGAAAAAUGUACUCAGAUUGUCUUAAGUUAAUGCUGGACAAUCUAAAACUUGGCAUCCAAGAUGACCAGUUCUACGUGACGCAUCAAGAUCAAGAUGAUGAAAAUAUUUCGAGGAAAAAAGAUGAACUUAAAAUAGUUAUCACAAACAUUAUGUCCAAACGAAUCAAAGAUAUAUCGAUGUCGAUCCUAAACGAGGAACCUUAUCCGAUAAUCGAUCCUAAUACAUAUCUAUCGAUACCCUGCUGUUGUGACGAAUUAAAGUACACAACUAAACAAAUAAUACCGAAAUCGAUUUUGAGCAUUUCUGAAAUCGAUUUAUCCGUGAGGGCUGCACAGAUAAUAGAUAAAUCUAUCAGCAUUUUCCCAAUAGAUAGCUCGCUGUGGGAAAAAUGCUUUCGAUACGCUAAAGAUUUUUUCAUCGAUAAUAGUUUACGUGUUGAUGAAUUGGAGACGGUUUUACGUAAAUAUAUGGAAAGUAACGCUAACACAAUGGCGGCGGCCAUUAUGUAUUCUAACGACUGUGCCCAAUACAGCGAGAUUUUGUCUCCGAAAUUCUACUUGAAUAUGUGCAGUGAAAUAUUAGAUACUUGGGGU
This is a messenger RNA of Brenthis ino (lesser marbled fritillary), 4116 nucleotides long. NCBI's taxonomy places the organism in Eukaryota, Metazoa, Arthropoda, Insecta, Lepidoptera, Nymphalidae. The record is from the annotation of a GenBank genome assembly.